AGAGAAGAUCAAGAAAAGCAGAAGGAAGAACCAGAAAAAAAUGUAGAACACCCUUCCAUUAAGGAAACGGACAAAACCAGCCAUCCAGGACGACGUCCAAGUCGAAGUGCCUUGUCCAGUCGCAAUGAUCGAAGGUCAGCCAAAAGUCCCCAAAAGGCAGAUGUGCCAAAGGAGAGUAAACAUCCCUUUGCCCUCUAUGGGUCGGGAGAAAGACGGACAGAUACUGGAAGCCAGAAAACUCACAAUGUCUGUGCUUCUGCUUCAGUGAAUGAAAUUCAUGAAUCUGCCCUGCGAGCAAAGAACAGGAGACAAGUGGAGAAAAGGAAACUUUCUCAGAGGCGAGUGCGAUCUGCGGAGGCAGAGAAAGCCUGGCGAAUAAAGCCUGCCCCACCAGAUAACCCCUGGAUGACAGAGUACAUGAGAUGCUACUCAGCAAGAGCUCGGUGAAUUCUGAUUUCCUUAAGCAUCUUCAAAAAGUCAAGCAUAUCAGGACACAAACUACUUAUGCAAGGUUUUUACAGGGAGUUUCCAGCUGUUUGUUACAAUAUUUGUAUCUUGGCUACCUACCUCACAGUGGGGUGCAUAGUUGGAGCCAUAAUAUUUGAAGAAUCUUUUGAAUAUAGCUACCCGUGUUUUUAAACAGUUCCCCUUUUGG
Molecule: messenger RNA, 655 nt
Organism: Tinamus guttatus (white-throated tinamou)
Lineage: Eukaryota; Metazoa; Chordata; Aves; Tinamiformes; Tinamidae
Source: RefSeq, a predicted model, not a curated record